AUGCAUGGAAAUAUCAGCAUAGGAAGUAGUAGGAACAAUUUUAAUAGACGAGUAACACGAAUGUUUCGUAAUCGUUUUGUAGAUUUAUGUUUAUCACUUUGUGUAGCAGUGAUUAUUUUUAUAAUUUAUAAGAAAUGCUUUAAAUCACAGCAUUAUGAAGCUGGCAUGGUACGCGAAGAAAAAUUUACUAUUGGAACUGACAAUCAGAAGUAUGUUUAUCAUCGAGCUAUGCCUUUAAUAUUCAUUGGCGGUGUGCCACGUUCUGGGACAACUUUAAUGCGUGCCAUGCUUGAUGCUCAUCCUGAAGUUCGAUGUGGACAAGAAACUCGUGUUAUUCCACGAAUGCUGUCAUAUUAUAAUAAUUGGCUGAAUAGUGAGAAAGAGUCAAUGAGGUUGAAUGAAGCUGGAAUAGACAAAAAUAUUCUUGCCAAUGCUGUUGCUCAGUUCUGCUUAGAAAUCAUUGCAACUCAUGGCGAACCAGCCAACAGAUUAUGCAAUAAAGAUCCACUUACUCUUAAAUUUGGCGUUACAUUGUCGGAAUUAUUUCCAAACAUUAAAUUUCUCUUCAUGGUUCGUGACGGACGUGGGACGGUUCACUCAAUAAUUUCACGUAAAGUCACAGUAACAGGAUUUGAUUUAGAUAAUUAUCGUGCUAGCAUGUCAAAAUGGAAUCGUAUGAUAAAAACAAUGUUCGUACAAUGUGAGUUGCUUGGUGAUGAUAAAUGCAUGAUUGUACAUUACGAGAAGCUUGUGCUUCAACCGAAGGAAACGAUGAACAGCAUUUUGGAUUUUCUCAAUUUGCCAUGGAAUGAGAAUGUCUUACAUCAUGAAGACUUUAUUAAUAAGUCACAUGGGAUUGCUUUAUCAAAAGUGGAAAGGUCGUCAGAUCAAGUGAUUAAAGCCAUAAAUUUGGAUGCUCUUUCGAAAUGGGUUGGAAAGAUUCCACAGGAUGUCGUUGAUGAGAUGGCAAAACUUGCUCCAAUGCUACAGAUUAUGGGUUACGAUCCGUAUGCAAAUCCACCGAAUUAUGAAGCUGCUAAAAUGAAAAUUGACGGUGAUUUAAUACAAAAUUAUCCUGGAAAGAAUAGACAGAACCGACAGAGAAGGCAAAAGGAUGAUGAUGACAUUGAGUAA
This is a messenger RNA of Chironomus riparius, 1134 nucleotides long. NCBI's taxonomy places the organism in Eukaryota, Metazoa, Arthropoda, Insecta, Diptera, Chironomidae. The record is from the annotation of a GenBank genome assembly.